Messenger RNA from Harmonia axyridis, 440 nucleotides. Its product is annotated as dynein axonemal light chain 4. The transcript has 3 exons. Bases 54 to 368 code for a protein of 104 amino acids. Gene Ontology annotation, cellular component: dynein complex. Gene Ontology annotation, biological process: microtubule-based process. NCBI's taxonomy places the organism in Eukaryota, Metazoa, Arthropoda, Insecta, Coleoptera, Coccinellidae. The record is from RefSeq and is a predicted model, not a curated record. Gene Ontology annotation, molecular function: dynein intermediate chain binding; dynein light intermediate chain binding.
GAAAUAUCUAUCAAUUAUAGUGUCAAAGUAUUGAUUAAACUUCAGUGUGAAAUAUGGCUGAAGGUGAUAAAGCUGGUGCUGCAGAUGACAAAAAAAUAGUUCAUACCUACCCAUUAGUUAGGCAUUCUGAUAUGGCUGAGGAAACUAGACAAGACGCAGUUGAACUUAUAGUGACAGCAUGCGAGAAAUAUUCUUCUAAUAAUGAGGGAGCUGCCAAAAUGAUCAAAGAAGAAAUGGAUAAAAAAUUUGGACCCCCUUACCACGUUGUUGUCGGAGAGGGUUUUGGAUUCGAAAUAACCUACGAAUGCAAGAAUCUCCUAUACAUGUUCUUCGCCGGUAAUCUAGGAAUAUUAGUAUGGAAAUGUUGACAAAACAACAAAAAAAUACCACUCAAUAUGGAUACACGUAUUUUAUUUUCAAAUAUAUAUUUCAGAAAAUUA